Striga hermonthica is the source of this 588-nucleotide messenger RNA. The record is from the annotation of a GenBank genome assembly. NCBI's taxonomy places the organism in Eukaryota, Viridiplantae, Streptophyta, Magnoliopsida, Lamiales, Orobanchaceae.
AUGGAAGAGAUUAGAAGUGAUAGUCCUCCCGUGUCCUCAUCGCCGUUAGCCAAAUGGAGGAACGACUUCUCGAGGGCUUUUCACUGUCAUCUGGACCGAUCUGCCCCUCAUACAGUCAACAGGUGGCUCGGCACACUUGCUGCAGCUUCUAUUUAUGUCUUGCGCGUUUAUUACGUGCAAGGGUUCUACGUGAUCUCAUACGGCUUGGGAAUAUAUAUCUUGAAUUUGUUGAUCGGGUUUAUGUCCCCGAAAGUUGAUCCAGAGCUUGAAGCGUUGGACGGGGCUUCUUCGCCGAUGAGAGAUCCGCAUGAGUUCAGGCCCUUCAUCCGCCGCCUGCCAGAGUUCAUGUUCUGGUAUGCAAUCACAAAAGCUUUUUGUGUUGCCUUCAUGAUGACUUUCUUCUCCGUUUUCGAUGUCCCAGUGUUCUGGCCCAUUUUAUUCUUUUACUGGGUUUUUCUGUUUUUCCUUACCAUGAAGAGGCAAAUUACACAUAUGAUCAAACAUAGAUAUGUGCCAUUCAACUUUGGGAAGCAGAGGUCUGCUGGGAAGAGGUUUGCUAGAAGUACUAGUGGUUCAAAAGAGUUAUGA